Messenger RNA from Anoplopoma fimbria (sablefish), 1344 nucleotides. RefSeq names its product fibulin-7. NCBI's taxonomy places the organism in Eukaryota, Metazoa, Chordata, Actinopteri, Perciformes, Anoplopomatidae. The record is from RefSeq and is a predicted model, not a curated record. Gene Ontology annotation, molecular function: calcium ion binding. The transcript has 8 exons. The coding region runs from base 1 to 1344 and encodes 447 amino acids.
AUGAUUGCUGCGAUUGUCAUCACCUCGUUGUGUUUCUGCUCACUCCAUCCUACUUUUGGACAGGACUGUCCCAGUAGACAGGAAAUACAGGGCUCUCUGAAGCAGGUCCAGAAGCUUCUCUCAACCCAUGAAGCCUCGUACUUGCAGAGCCUUCGCAACCUGAAGAAGAAAAUAAACCUGUUGCUGAGCAGCGCUGGGAAGCAGACAACACGAUCCAUCAACAGUACUUGCCCAAGACUGGACGCACCCAUCAAUGGGAGGAAACUUGGCAAGUUACACAGCGUGGGCCAUGAGGUUCACAUUUUGUGUGACCCUGGUUAUGAACUUGUGGGAUCAGAGAGCAGGGUUUGUCAGGAAAGCUUGACCUGGAGCGGCCAGCAGCCUACCUGCCGAGACAUCAAUGAGUGUGCGUCCUCUCCGUGCCUGAAUGGUGGGACAUGUGUGGAUGAAGUGAACCAGUUCUCUUGUGUCUGUGCCAAAGGCUGGGCUGGAGUGACCUGUCAGAGCCCCGUACCAACAUUCUUUGUCACCAUGACAAACACCUCUGCCGCCACCUCCCAAGGCACCGCCGCUGCUGCCACCCUGCCGGCUGCCACCAUGGGGCCUUUUGUUCGUCCAUCACGUUGCACUAUAAUGCAGGGGACCACCCACUGCACCUGUGAGCCGGGGUACACCAUCUCUGGCAGGGACAGCAACACCUGCACUGAUAUAGAUGAAUGUGAGCUGUUCCAUAAUGGUCAGGCUGGGAGACUGUGUUUACAUGCCUGUGUUAACACAGCUGGAGGCUACCGCUGUACCUGUCCUAUUGGAUACAAUGUGACUCGCGAUGGACGCAGCUGUAAAGAUAUUGAUGAGUGUGCCACCAGACAAAACAACUGCACAAAGGACCAAAUGUGCAUUAACACAUACGGUGGUUUCCAGUGUGUCCGUGUGGACUGCCCCAAAAUCCGUAAUGCUACAUAUGUCAAGACGUCGCCUAUGCGUUGUGAACGUAACCCCUGUCCUGUGGACAACAAGUCAUGUUCCCAGACCCCAAACUCCUUCUCCUACCAUUACCUGGCUGUCGUCUCCAACCUGUCAGCUCCUCGUGUCAUGUUCAGGGUCUCAGCAUUACGUCCAAUUGGCGACACACUUCGCUUCUCAAUGCUGGGGGGAAAGCAAGCUCGGCGCCACUUCACAGUCCAGCGUUCAGACCGUGUGACAGGUCAGCUGAUGCUGGUGAGCCCAGUGCAGGGCCCUGCCACACUGGAAGCAGAAGUGGAGAUGACCGAGCUAGAGAGACGAGUCCAGCUGGGGAGGUACAUCACAAAAGUCACCAUGUUUGUUUCCCAGUAUGAGUUCUAG